AUGCUCGCGGAUUUUCCGGCCGUCGCCGCGACCUCGCCGCUCGGCUUCACCUCGCUGGGCGGCGUGGCGAUGUCGGCGCUGAGGCACGCGCCACUGUUGGUGCUGGUGGUGCUUCAGUUGCAGCUGCAGGGUGCUAGCGGCGAGACGGAGGGGGAAUCUCGAGCAAAGCCGAAUUGUUCGAAGGCUCUCGGCUUCAACGACACCGCUGGGGCCAGGGACAGGAGCCGCCAGGACCGCCUUGGCCUUUGCGGCCUUCCGCAAGAGGACAUGCUGCGAGAGCAGCCACGAGCGCGAGGUGUUGGCGCGCUACGCCGCGUUCGCCCACGACGCUUCUGGCAGGUGCGGCCAGCUCACGCGGCUCGUGCUCUGCUCGCUGUGCGACGGAGACGUGGGCGAGGGUCUGAAGGCGGAGCAGAACCAGAUUGUCCUAUGCCCCAGCUUCUGCCAGCGAUGGUUCCGGUCCUGCCGCGAGGACUUCUUCGCGCCCGAGAGCUCCGGGACGCGACUGACGGCCUGCCGGCCCGAUAG
This is a messenger RNA of Prorocentrum cordatum, 528 nucleotides long. NCBI's taxonomy places the organism in Eukaryota, Dinophyceae, Prorocentrales, Prorocentraceae. The record is from the annotation of a GenBank genome assembly.